Messenger RNA from Helianthus annuus (common sunflower), 735 nucleotides. Its product is annotated as heavy metal-associated isoprenylated plant protein 36-like. Gene Ontology annotation, molecular function: metal ion binding. The coding region runs from base 1 to 735 and encodes 244 amino acids. NCBI's taxonomy places the organism in Eukaryota, Viridiplantae, Streptophyta, Magnoliopsida, Asterales, Asteraceae. The transcript has 3 exons. The record is from RefSeq and is a predicted model, not a curated record.
AUGGAAAAGCCACCUGCUGCUUCCGGUCAUAACAUCACCAGCUCUGACAAUAUUCAGACAUGGAAUUUGAGAGUUUAUGUCCACUGUGAAGGAUGCAAGAGGAAAAUCUUCAAACUUCUUCAGAGCAUCGAUGGUGUUUAUAAGACGGUUAUAGACUCAAAGCAGCACAAGGCUACAGUUACUGGAUCGAUCAAUGGUGAUACUCUCGUCCAGAAGCUUCUCAGAUCCGGUAAGCACGCCGAAAUUUUGACAACAGACAACGCUUCUGGAAAGAAGAACGACGCCAUAACCACAGCUGAUGAUGUCAACGAAGAAUCUGAAAACGAUCAAAAAGUAGCUGAGCCAGCUGCCAGUGGUGGUGGUCGUAAAAAGAAGAAAAACAAUAAUAAUAAUAAUAAUAGUGCUAAAGGUGAUACUACUGAAGGCCUGUUAGCGGCUUCCAUGGAGCAUUCAAAUCUCGGCCCUCCUAGUCAUCAGGUGGCACCGUAUGAUCUGCCACCAUAUCAAAACUACUACCCUACACCAGCAUACGGGGGGAUGAGUUACAGUGCAUCUUACCCCAGUGUUGAAUCCUCAUACCAUACCCUACCAGUGUAUGGAUAUGCCCAAUCACAUCCGUCGGUUAACUAUUAUCGUCCACCACCACCCCCAACGUACUAUUGUAGAAGCGCCUUUGAUGAUCAUGAUGACGAUGAUGAUGAAGGUGGUGAGGGAAGGCGUUGCACUUUCAUGUGA